UUUACAGUUGAUUUCCUGAGUUUUGGAUACUAGUGGAACAUAGUGGGAGAGAUGUUUUUAGGGUGCAGUUUUACAGUCAUUAAAGCUAGUGCUGCUUUCUUGCUCUUUGAUUCCUAUGCCUGUCCCUGUACUGAUUCUGAUACUUGUCUAAUACUAAGUCAGCUGGUUUUCAUGGUGCUAAUCUUCCAGGAAAUUAGAUCAGCAGAAAUUCCUCAUAGGUUAUUGAUUUAGAAGAGGAGAUUGAGAGCCAAGGGAUGAAAUUUUGUGGUGAAGAAGAUGGACCCUACUAGAAUUUCAAAAGAGCACGCACACUGUGUCAGAACACUUUUUGGACAUCAAGAAAAUACAGACUUGCAUGAUACAUCCUUUGAAAAUCAAGAAGCGAAGUUAAUGCCAGAAUCAUGUAGAGGCAUGAAACAGGCUCUCCAAAGAGCUGUGCAGAAGGAAGUCCAGCGUGUCAUGGGAAGAGUGCCGCAAAGACCAGAAAAAGCUGCAAUGGAGGCAUUAGGAAUGGAUCUGUACAAGAGAAACAAACCUGAGAAGCAGCCUUUUGCCCAUCUCAUUAUUGAUGAUAAGAAUAUUCCAUCUGGAACUCGCAAAGUGAACCUCACAUCCUGGCAUCAUGACAAAGGCCAGGCAAACUUAUCAAAUAUGACAUUCAACGAUGGAAAGCUAAUUGUUAAUCAAGAUGGAUUUUACUACCUUUAUGCCAACAUUUGCUUUAGACAUCAUGAAACUUCAGGAAACCUGACUAAAAGAGGGCUUCAGCUGAUGGUGUAUAUGACUAAGACAAACCUUAAAAUAAGGCGCUCUGAUGUGUUGAUGAAGGGAGGAAGCACCAAAUACUGGUCAGGGAAUUCCGAAUUUCAUUUUUAUUCUGUCAAUGUAGGAGGGUUUUUUAAAUUAAAAUCUGGUGAAAUGAUAAGUAUCCAGGUAUCAAACCCAUUGCUACUGGAUUCAUCACAAGAAGCAACUUAUUUUGGGGCGUUUAAAGUAAGGGAUUUAGACUGA
Messenger RNA from Phaethon lepturus (White-tailed tropicbird), 1011 nucleotides. It is a transcript of the gene TNFSF11, whose product is annotated as tumor necrosis factor (ligand) superfamily, member 11. Gene Ontology annotation, molecular function: tumor necrosis factor receptor binding. Gene Ontology annotation, biological process: immune response. Gene Ontology annotation, cellular component: membrane. NCBI's taxonomy places the organism in Eukaryota, Metazoa, Chordata, Aves, Phaethontiformes, Phaethontidae. The record is from RefSeq and is a predicted model, not a curated record.